AUCAAGCUAUUUUAGCAGUUUAAACGGUGUCAAAUAGUGAACUUUAUUACAUGUAUAUGUUCAAUGGAUGGUGAGAAGACAUUGACAUAUUUAAUCAAGCUUACCCAGAAUGGCGAAUUGUGCACGCUUAAAAAAGAACUUGGUGGCACAAUUUGUCAACAAAAAACAUUUCGGGAAAUCGGGUGAUACAUUGUUGCAUUAUGCCGCUGGUCAUGGCCAAUUGGACAUUGUGCAAUUUUUAGUAAAAAAGAUUGGGAUGGACAUAGAGCUGUACAAUACCGACUACAAAAGAGCUCUGCAUGAAGCUGCGUCCAUGGGACAGCGGGAGUGUUUGAGUUAUCUGCUCACUGAAGGAGCCAAAGUAGACUGCUUAAAAAAGGCUGAUUGGACCCCUCUGAUGAUGGCCUGCACCCGGAGGAACCUGGGUAUGAUCCAGGAACUACUGUCCCAUGAGGCCGACCCCAUGCUGUAGAACAAGGACGGCUGGAACUCCUUCCACAUCGCCUGCAGGAAGGGAGACCCUGCGGUCAUACAGCACCUCCUACUGGCCAACCUGGAAGUCUGGAGGACAGAGAGCAAGACGCUGAGGACUCCUCUGCACACUGCAGCAAUGCACGGCUGUGAAGAAGUGGUCAGCAUCUUGGUACAGAGGUGUGGUUAUGUUCCGGAUGGCAGGGACAGCUGUGGGGUCACCCCCUUUAUGGACGCAGUGAGGAACGGACACAUAUCUGUGGCCAAACUACUGCUGGAGAAGCAUCAGGCCUCUCCGACUGCAGCAGACAUCCUGGGGGCCCAGUCYUGCACCAUGUUGCUGUCACAGCCCAGGAGGAGGCGCUAG
This is a messenger RNA of Salvelinus sp. IW2-2015, 838 nucleotides long. The record is from RefSeq and is a predicted model, not a curated record. Lineage: Eukaryota; Metazoa; Chordata; Actinopteri; Salmoniformes; Salmonidae.